Tympanuchus pallidicinctus (lesser prairie-chicken) is the source of this 2605-nucleotide messenger RNA. It is a transcript of the gene FBXW2, whose product is annotated as F-box and WD repeat domain containing 2. The record is from RefSeq and is a predicted model, not a curated record. NCBI's taxonomy places the organism in Eukaryota, Metazoa, Chordata, Aves, Galliformes, Phasianidae. The transcript has 7 exons. Gene Ontology annotation, molecular function: protein binding. The coding region runs from base 1025 to 2389 and encodes 454 amino acids.
GCCGUGGGCUUUGGUGGAGUGCCUCACCCCGGGGUGACGGCUGGUUCACUCGGUGCAGGGGCCCCGCCCCUCCUCCGGGACUGGAGGUGACCGAGGCUUCCAUCGCUGUCCGAGGGCGGCAGCCUUCCAUGGGUGUCCACAAGCCGCGGCGCGGACCGCGGAAGUAGCGGGAGACUGUCCUGCUGUGGGAGCGAUGGCCGCGGGGAAGCCUCAGCCCCUGCCGGGCCACGGAGGACCGUUCGAGGUGUGGCGGCUGCCUGCUGAGGGACGCUGCGCGCCCUGCCGUUACCUGAGGAACUUGAAAUGCCACAGCAUACAAAAAUAAAUACAGAUCACAUAGAUUGAGAAUUAGCAUUUCGAGCUGUCAGUUUCACAGGCCUGUUUAUUGGAAAUAAACUGAGAAAACAAGGUGGGUGAGAAGGAGGGGAAGUUUGUUUUAUAAGGAAAAAAAAAAAAGACAUCAAGGAGGUACAAAAGAGGUUACAUGUCCUUCAACACAAUUCUCCAGACAUCUCUUUGUAUCUUCUUUAAGUGCAAACCAGGUAAUUUUUUAUGAAGUAGUUAUGACAAGAGUCUGAGUUAAUUCAGUCAGUAAUUAGCCUCUUAUUAUUCUGUUUUUAUGCUUUGUUUUCUUCCUUUUUUCAACUAAAUGAUAAGUAAACUGUAAAACGGCAUUUAUUCACUAAAGUAGAUUUAAAACUUGAUCAACUCUUACUAGAUUCAGAAUGUGAAAAUGUUAACUCAUUACAUGAAAUAUGUAAACAUUCAUAGUGAAUGCUAGCAUGCAUUGUCUUGUACAACUCACUUCUAAGUCUUAAGUAAGACAGUAGGUCGAAGUAUGUGCAAAUGCUUCAUACUAACCUAAUGAAUAUUUUGUGCUGUGAUUGGUUACUUCAGUCUGUGCUUUAACAUGCCACUUGGAGUACUGAUGUACCAGUAAUAAUGAUGUGAUGCUUACCUUGUUUUCUGAACAGAACUAAUACAGUGUUUUGAUGUACCACAGGUAAAUUUUUUCCAUAACCUUAUGGAGAAAAAGGACUUUGAAGCAUGGCUUGAUAACAUUUCUAUUACAUUUCUUUCUCUGACGGACUUGCAGAAAAAUGAAACUCUGGAUCACCUGAUUAGCUUGAGUGGAGCAGUCCAGCUCAGGCACCUCUCCAAUAAUCUAGAGAUUCUUCUCAAGAGGGACUUCCUCAAACUUCUUCCAUUGGAACUUAGUUUUUAUCUGUUAAAAUGGCUUGAUCCUCACACCUUACUCACAUGUUGCCUCGUCUCUAAGCAGUGGAAUAAGGUUAUAAGUGCCUGUACAGAGGUGUGGCAAACCGCAUGUAAGAAUUUGGGUUGGCAAAUAGAUGACUCUGUUCAGGAUCCUCUGCAUUGGAAGAAGGUUUACCUAAAGGCUAUUUUAAGGAUGAAGCAACUGAAGGACCACGAAGCCUUUGAGACAUCCUCUUUAAUUGGACACAGUGCCAGAGUGUAUGCACUUUACUAUAAAGAUGGUCUUCUGUGCACAGGAUCAGAUGACUUGUCUGCAAAACUGUGGGAUGUAAGCACAGGUCAAUGCAUCUAUGGUAUCCAGACACACACUUGUGCCACAGUGAAGUUUGAUGAACAGAAACUUGUAACGGGCUCUUUUGAUAACACGGUAGCCUGCUGGGAAUGGAGCUCUGGGGCAAAAACACAGCAUUUCAGAGGACACACUGGCGCAGUUUUUAGUGUGGACUACAACGAUGAACUUGAUGUUCUUGUCAGUGGCUCUGCAGACUUCACUGUGAAAGUGUGGGCCUUAUCAACAGGAACGUGCCUGAAUACCCUUACUGGACAUACAGAAUGGGUCACUAAGGUAGUUUUGCAGAAGUGCAAAGUCAAAUCUCUUAUGCAUAGUCCUGGGGAUUAUAUUCUUUUAAGUGCAGAUAAGUAUGAAAUCAAGAUUUGGCCUAUUGGAAGGGAAAUAAACUGCAAGUGUUUAAAAACACUGUCUGUUUCUGAAGAUCGCAGCAUCUCUCUACAGCCCAGAUUGCACUUUGAUGGUAAAUACAUAGUGUGCAGUUCAGCACUAGGAUUAUACCAGUGGGAUUUUGCCAGCUAUGAUAUUGUCAGGGUUAUCAAGACUCCUGACUUCUCAAAUGUGUCCUUGCUGGGCUUUGGAGAGAUAUUUGCUCUACUGUUUGAUAAUAGAUACCUGUAUAUAAUAGACUUGAGGACAGAAGAACUGAUAAGCCGCUGGCCUCUACCAGAGUAUAGAAAAUCAAAGAGAGGCUCAAGUUUUUUGGCUGGUGAAAUGUCUUGGUUAAAUGGACUGAAUGGUCAAAAUGAUACAGGCUUGGUUUUUGCCACCAGUAUGCCAGACCACAGUAUCCAUUUGGUGUUAUGGAAAGAACAUGGAUGAAAAGAUUACAUAUGCAGAAUCUUCAGGAUUAUAUAGACUAUCAGCAAUGUGUCUAUCAAAUGAAACUUUGCAUGAACCAAAGUUGCACAUCUAAUGGUAUCAUCAUGCAAUGCACAAUCAUUUGAUUUUAUUUGGGCAUUUGGGAAAGGAUUGUUUUUGACAUAAUGCAACAGAGCAUGCUAACAGUAUUCACCAUUAAAUUUGUCUUUAUUCAUG